Oryza sativa Japonica Group (Japanese rice) is the source of this 1159-nucleotide messenger RNA. The record is from RefSeq and is a predicted model, not a curated record. Lineage: Eukaryota; Viridiplantae; Streptophyta; Magnoliopsida; Poales; Poaceae.
UUCCCAUUUUAUCCGCCUGCUCUGCUGCUCCACAUUUUCUCCCUCUUUCCUUCCCUUAUCGUCCUCUCUCUCCUUCUUCCUUUCCUGAUUCAUCUCGCCGAGCUCUCCUCGUCGCCUCCUCCGUCUCUCUAUAAAUAAGGCGCCCCACGGCGCCUAUCGAUUCGCGUCGCCGCUUCCUGCAGAGGCCGAGAAUUAUUCUCCUGCGCCCGCCGCAAAAACCCUAGCCACGCCGAUCUCAUGGCGGCUACCAUCAGCCAGGCGAGCCUCCUCCUGCAGAAGCAGCUGAAAGAUCUCGCGAAGCACCCCGUGGAUGGGUUCUCGGCUGGGUUAGUCGACGACAGCAACGUCUUCGAGUGGCAGGUCACAAUCAUCGGCCCGCCUGACACCCUAUAUGAUGGAGGUUACUUUAAUGCAAUAAUGAGCUUUCCACAGAAUUAUCCUAACAGUCCUCCAACUGUCAGAUUUACCUCAGAAAUGUGGCAUCCAAAUGUUUAUCCGGAUGGACGUGUAUGCAUUUCUAUUCUUCAUCCGCCUGGUGAUGAUCCCAAUGGUUAUGAGCUUGCGAGUGAGCGUUGGACACCAGUGCAUACGGUUGAGAGCAUAGUUCUGAGCAUCAUUUCGAUGCUUUCUGGUCCAAAUGAUGAAUCACCAGCAAAUAUUGAAGCAGCUAAGGAAUGGAGAGAGAAGAGGGAUGACUUCAAGAAAAAGGUUAGGCGCCUUGUAAGGAAAUCACAAGAAAUGCUCUGAAGAAACCGGCAGUACUGGGGAAAGUUAACCAUACCACGUCACAUGUGCAUGAUUUGGCUGUCGAUUUCCAAAUGUCAGUUGACACUAGCAAUUCACUUCUCCCCCUCUGUACUUCCCAUAGUGUGCCUGGUGGUGGUCGCGGUUUCGUCUCCCAGGAAGGCUGAAUAGCACUGGGACAUGUUUGUCACCUAUUCUAAAGCUCUGGUUGUAUUUGUGUGGCUUGGGCUGUAAACGUUGAGAAACUUUGAAAUACUGCCACUCAUCACAAUUUUCGUAACAAACGUCAUAUAAGCAGGCACCUGCCUGAUCUGCUAGCUGUUGAACGUUGAAACACAAUGUCUGCAAACUGGUUUCAGUCCGUUCUUUGUAAUAUGUUCUUAUAAAUGGAGCAAUACUCGGUGCUGUACAAAAA